AUGCUAUUAAUCCCAAUAUUACAUCUUUUGAUCCAAAUGUUUAUACUUCGUUUACCAUUGAUUCAUCAGAUACUACUACUCAGAAUGAAGGUUUUUUGAGUCUUGGGACAUCUCAAAAUACUUCUCCUAAUGUAACAAAUGUCACUGUAAAUACUCGUAUUGCUUCUCCCAAACAAGGAAACGCGUAUUUUACUGACAGCUUUUUAGUCUUGCCACAACAAUCAAUUUCUCCUAUUGCUCUUAAUGUUGAUAAUUUUGAUGUUUAUCUUGCAAAUAUGUCCUCUAAUCAACCUAUCAAUGUUCAUACGACUACUGGAAAUAUUUUUAUGCGUAAUUUAAAUAUCUCAAAUGCAAAUCUUUAUUCUGAAAAAGCUUCUAUUCAUGGAAGAAUUUUUCUUUCAAAUACCAUUAUCGUUAAUCAAACUUCUGAUGGUGAAGUCGACUUAUUUAUUAAUAUUGUUCCGAAUGCUACCAAUCCUAAAAUAUAUAUAAAUGCAAAUAAUGGUCAUGUUAGAUUAAUUUUGAAUAAAACUUUUGCUGGAACAUAUAAUGUAAUUACAAGUGGAAAGGUAAUGUUUAGCGAAAGUAGAAGAAAACCUAUCUCCUUACCUGCACAAGGCACAUAUGGUAAUGGUACUGCGUUAUUGGAAGUGAUAUCGAAUUCUAACGUUAGAAUUGGCUUUUAA
Molecule: messenger RNA, 686 nt
Organism: Dentiscutata erythropus
Lineage: Eukaryota; Fungi; Glomeromycota; Glomeromycetes; Diversisporales; Gigasporaceae
Source: the annotation of a GenBank genome assembly